Molecule: messenger RNA, 753 nt
Organism: Erinaceus europaeus (western European hedgehog)
Lineage: Eukaryota; Metazoa; Chordata; Mammalia; Eulipotyphla; Erinaceidae
Product: ubiquinol-cytochrome-c reductase complex assembly factor 3
Exons: 2
Coding region: 40-294 (84 amino acids)
Biological process (GO): mitochondrial respiratory chain complex III assembly; mitochondrial electron transport, ubiquinol to cytochrome c
Cellular component (GO): mitochondrial inner membrane
Source: RefSeq, a predicted model, not a curated record
CUGCGGGAGGCCCGAGUGCGUCUCGAUGGUUACACAGCCAUGGCGCUGCGCAAGUCGCUGACGGUGGGCGUCCUGCUGGCCGCGGGAGCGGGCGUGGGCUCCGCACUCUUUCUUCUUGUAACUCCGGGGGAGCGACGCAAGGAGACGAUGCUUACGGAGAUGCCCGAGAAGCACUGGCGGCAGCGGGAGGACAGGUCCAGGAGCAAUCAGCUCGUGCUGGCCACCCUGCAGGAGGCAGCGGCCACGCAGGAGAACGUGGCCUGGAGGAAAAAGUGGAUGGAAAGCGGGAGAUAGCCUGAGCGCCCCCCUGCCGCACCCUUGGGUGCCGGCCACGGGCCACGGGGCGGCUCUUCUCUCCCGGCCGCGCCGGGGAAGCACGUCCCCCCCAAACCCUGUACCGGCGGCUCUUUACACUUCUGCAUUGCGGACCCGGGUGUCGGAUGUGACAAACUGAAGCGACUAAUAAAAUCUCUCUCCAUUCCAAACGUUGAACCCGGCGUCGGCCGCCAGUUGGGGUUCGGUGAUGUAGGAGGGGAGGGCUCCGCAGCCCCCAACGCAGGGUUGAAAAGCCCAAUAGGCACAGUGACCGCAUUUUCCAAACAAAGUGGGUCCUGUGAUUUCUGCUUGCGUGUCCUUCCGGGUAUAAGCAAUGCACAUUCUUGGAGAAAUACAACUAUGUGUUGGACUAGGCACCGCCAGAGCACACUGUGGAUCCCUGUCCUUCAGAGGCGAUUAAAUAGGGGCUUCUAUUGA